AAACAAGUUUUGAGAAGAAUCAGAAGAUACCUCCUAAACGACACCAAAGGAUCUUCCACAGGCCGCCUUUGUUUUCCCUCAAAUCUUCUUCCAUGCCCCCAAUUUUCCUGCCAGCCUACUUCUCUGCAAACUUCAAAGAAUGUCUUUCUUAUCAUUGACCUUUCUCUGAGAUAGCACUACAUCCCACGUAGCUAAUGCUGAACAUCAAGUUCCUGGUCUUUGGGAUAAGGAGUUGGAAAAACCUUUCUCCCUAGCCUCAACCCACUUUUUGUCAACUCUGUUGUAUUUAGCCGAAUUGAUCAUCAAGGUCCGCCCCCAACCUUCUAUCCACCCAAUGUCUUGACAGUUUUCAUCACCUCAUCUAGUUAGAGAAACCUAACAAAUGCAAAACAUCUUAGCUUCCAUGUGGCCUUGUUUUUUGAGAUUACUGUUUCUGCAAUCUUGCCAUAAUCCUUGAACAGAAGGAUUAUAUCAUUUGCCUUCCAGUUCAGGUCAAAACCAACCUCAGAAACAGUGACUGGUCCCUUCUUUCCAUUGGUCUUCCUUUUGUUCUUCACUGGAAUCCACCGGUCCAUCUUCAGUCACCAAACAAGCCAACAGGCAACAGCAAUGGCAUCAACAUCACAUGUCACAGGAGCAAGGUAGCGGAGUCUGUAUGAUGAGCAAUGCAUGGAGAGAUGACCAACACCCGUCCUUUAUCAAUUUCAUCUCAUCCUUCCUCAGUGCAAAUUCAUACCGACUCAAUUUCCUUCCCAUUGCUCCUGAUUUCAUUUUCAACAAUGGAGGACUAUCAGUAGCCUUUGUCUUCAUAACAAAUUGGGACUGUGACAAUGCGUCCUCAAUCUUUAGCAGAAUCCAAAACUUGAAGAGGCAGUUUGGGCAUUUCCAUGUUGUUGUCACUCUCCCAACCAAGGAGCGAAAUGAUUCAUUUGUUAGUUCUUACUUCAAGUAUGGUAUGGAGCUUGGCAGGCCAACAUUCAUGCCAGUUCAGGACCUUGAGAUGGGAUUUGAGAAGAUAGUGAAGAUAGCACACGUUUGUGGGGUAUGCAAACGGCAAGAUGUCAUCCCCAAGUUGAAGGCUGAGCGUGAACAGUUGGUGCAGAGGAUGGAGACAUUCCUUAAAGUGGUCACUUCGAUACCUGGGAUUGACAACCACGACGUGAAUGCGCUGAUUCAUGCUAUUGGUUCCAUAGAAGCAAUAUCCAAAGCAUCCAAGGGAUUCAUUUUGGAAAAUACAGAUCUUUCAGCGGAUAAGGCAGAAAUGGUUGUAAGGUUUUUCAAAGAUCCGAAGUAUUAUCUCUCUCCAAAAAUCAAUUGAUCAAAUUGAGGUAUGAACUAUUCGUAUACACAGAUGAAGAAGGAAAAACAAUAAUAGAUCUGGUUUGCUGUUUCUUUUUGGUAGUAGCUUUGACUUGCUUUUUUUUGUUUUGACAUCCACCAGUCUAUCCCAGUGAAUAACAACUUUGGAUUAAAAUUUUCUCCA
This is a messenger RNA of Magnolia sinica, 1483 nucleotides long. Its product is annotated as protein PARTING DANCERS homolog. The transcript has 8 exons. Gene Ontology annotation, biological process: resolution of meiotic recombination intermediates. The record is from RefSeq and is a predicted model, not a curated record. Lineage: Eukaryota; Viridiplantae; Streptophyta; Magnoliopsida; Magnoliales; Magnoliaceae. Bases 626 to 1318 code for a protein of 230 amino acids.